CUGGUCUUUUGUAACUUUAAACAGUAUGUAGUAUUGUAUCUUGUUAGUAAAAAUUGAAAUAAAAAAUUUUUUUACUACAAUAAUUAUCGACCAAUCAAAUUUGAAUCUUCUAUAUAUAUUGAAAAAGUUUAAAAAAUUUCUUUUAUCAUAAUAAUGACUUCAAUUUUACCUUCUUCAAAUUGGCAAAAACUUAAAACGAAAAUUGCUAAGGAAGAAACUGAGAAAAAGAAUAAAUAUAAAAGAAAACGUAAUGAAGAAACAGAACAAAAGUCUAAUAAAAGUAUAAAAUCUAGUUCAAAAGCUUCAGCAACGCAAGUAAUAACAACAAAAGAAAGGAAUAAAAUAGACGAAAUAUGGUUUGACGAUAUUAUUAAAAAAGAUCUUGGCAAAAUAAAUGAAUAUUCCUCUAAAGAAAGUUCAUUGAUAUCUGAAGUUUCUUCUACGAAUAAUAAAACCAAAAUUGGAAAAUAUGUUGCAAUUGAUUGUGAAAUGGUUGGAGUUGGACCUGAUGGAAUUCAAUCAGCUCUUGCAAGGGUAACAAUAGUAAAUUAUUAUGGCGUAACAAUAUUGGAUAAGUAUGUAAGACCCAUAGAAAGAGUUACUGAUUUUAGAACUGAAAUUAGUGGAAUUACUCCAAAACUAUUAAUAAAUUCGCACGAUUUUAAACAAGUUCAACAAGAAGUUUAUAAUAUAAUUAAAGAUAGAAUAGUAGUUGGACAUGCUCUUCAACAUGAUUUUAAAAUGUUAAUGUUAGAUCAUCCACGUAAAAUGAUACGUGAUACUUCAUUAUAUGAACCAUUUCGUAAAAUUGCUAAAGGAAAAACACCUUCGUUAAAGCGACUUGCAAGUGAAGAAUUAGGAAUGACAAUUCAAACAGGAAAACAUUCCUCAGUUGAGGAUGCACAAGCUUGUAUGAUGCUAUAUCGUAAACAUAAAGAACAAUGGGAACAGUCUGUUCAAAUAAAAUAUUAUAAGAAAUUAAAAAUUGAAAAAUCAAUGAAAUCAAAUCUCACAAAAUAGGGCGGUAAAAAUAUAAACAGUAAUAAUCAACAUUAUUAAUCCAUUAAAACUUUCGACAAAUUCGAUAAUUAUAAGUCUUGAAUAAUAUUCGAUAAUUA
Molecule: messenger RNA, 1118 nt
Organism: Rhizophagus irregularis DAOM 181602=DAOM 197198
Lineage: Eukaryota; Fungi; Glomeromycota; Glomeromycetes; Glomerales; Glomeraceae
Source: RefSeq, a predicted model, not a curated record